Molecule: messenger RNA, 1107 nt
Organism: Rotaria sp. Silwood2
Lineage: Eukaryota; Metazoa; Rotifera; Eurotatoria; Philodinida; Philodinidae
Source: the annotation of a GenBank genome assembly
AUGUCGAGUAUGAAGAAAGAUGAUAGCUUUUCUACAAUUACCACCCAAUCUGGUAAAAAUGGUAUAGUUUUUAAAAAUUAUCACUUUGGAAUGAAACGAAAAAAUAAGAAUGGAACUGAAGUAUGGAUUUGUACACAUAAAAUGUGCAAUGCUUCGAUCAAUAUAAAUGAAAGUUCAAUUGUAAAGACCUCUUCUAUUAAGCCAAACGGCAGUCAUGAAUUCGAACAUCAAGCAAAAAUGUCUUUAGAAGUAUAUGAAUGUAUCAAAUCCAUAAAACGACGAAUUGAAGAAGAACCUACAGUACCAGUUACGUUAUUAUAUGAUCAACAAGUAAAAAAAUUCAGACGUGAUGAUGGCAGUACUGCUUCAAUUCCUGUAUUCGAUCGGGUGAAAUCUUCAUUAUAUGAAUAUCGAUCAUCCAAAUAUCCACCAGUUCCUAGAUCAUUAUCAUCAAUUGAUAUACCUUAUCAACCAACACGUACCUUAUCGGAUCAGAAUUUUUUAUCUUGCAAUAAUCAUGAUGCAUCGGUACUUGACUUUGCCUUCUCUAUUGGUAUUAAACUUCUCGGUUCUAAUGUUCAUUGGAAUGCAGAUGGUACGUUUAGAACGGCAUCUAAAUUAUUCUACCAGAGCUAUAGCAUUCACACUUGGGAUAGUUUCAGCAUGAAACCAUUUAUAUAUGGUGCAUUACCCAACAAGAAUAGCAAUAGUUAUGAAGUGUUUUUGAAGGAAUUAAUUAUACAUGCUAAAAUUAAUGGAAUUUCACUUACUCCAGAAUUGAUUCUCAUUGAUUUCGAAACGACUGCAUAUCAUGCUUUUUCUAAAAGCUUUCCAACAGCUAAAAUUAAAAGAUGCCAAUUCCAUUUUGGCCAAAAUAUUUGGCGACAAAUUAAAAAGAAAGGUUUAGUUCGUUAUUCAUAUGAUGAUGAUGCCUGUCGUCAAAUAGCAAAUAUUUUGAUGUUACCAUUAUUACCACCUCAGGAAAUAAUUACAGCAUUUACUGAUAUUAUUGAAGCAAUUAGUAAUAUAAACCAAAAUUUUCUUAAAUUAACUGAUUAUGUUCUUCGUACAUGUAUUGAAGAAGCAUUAUUUCCACCACCAUUCUGA